This is a messenger RNA of Dracunculus medinensis (Guinea worm), 723 nucleotides long. NCBI's taxonomy places the organism in Eukaryota, Metazoa, Nematoda, Chromadorea, Rhabditida, Dracunculidae. The record is from the annotation of a GenBank genome assembly.
AAAUUUUUUGAUGUUUUCCUUUCCUUUCCUUUAGAUAAUGGUGGUGUUCUUCAAGUAGAGCGUUAUUAUUCAACUUCUCUUCAUGGCGUAAUUUACAAGAAAACGCCAUACAAAAUACAUGUUUUUUAUGUUGGCCACGGUGAACUUGUUUUAAUGGUAUUUGAUAUCAAAACUCUAACAUCAAUUAUUAUUAUAAAUGGCCAUCAGAACAAAAUUGCUGCUGUGCGAUUCAGUUGGGAUGGCAAAAAACUCGCAACUGCUUCCAUUAAAGGCACUGUAAUUCGAGUAUUUGACACAUUCUCUGGUGUUAAAUUAUUCGAAUUCGUUAGGGGAUUUCAGAGAUCUGCUAAAGUUGGUACUCUCGCAUUUAGUGAGGACUCGCUUUAUCUAGCGUUGAUUAGUGAUACGCCUACUGUUCAUGUUUUUAAACUUGAAAAGAAUGCAACAUGUGGAUGGAUUGAUUAUCUUUCUCGAACAGCACUAAGUUAUUUGCCUACUCAAGUAAAUGAGGUUUUCGCACGUGAGAAGAGUUUUGCAGUUGCGAGAAUACCAAGCAGUCGUCCAAGUACUGCAGUUGCAAUGCCACUAAUUGACGGACAGCACUAUCUUUUCGUUUUAAGUUCUUAUGGAGAUUUAUAUUGUUAUACCGUGAAAGGACAAGGAGGAGAGUUGUCUUUGUUAAAAAGCUAUUUGGUUUGUUUCAUUCAAUUCGUUUUCGUUUAA